Messenger RNA from Parascedosporium putredinis, 981 nucleotides. NCBI's taxonomy places the organism in Eukaryota, Fungi, Ascomycota, Sordariomycetes, Microascales, Microascaceae. The record is from the annotation of a GenBank genome assembly.
AUGAGGAUAAAACAACGCGAUGCGGCCCUCGCCGAGGCCGACCUUCCCGCCCUCUUCGGCCGCCAGUCCACCGACUGCACCUCGGGCUCCAACUUUUACAGAUGCGCCCUCAACAACUUCGCCGGCUGCUGCACCGUCGACCCGUGCGCCCUCACCUCCGGCUGCCCCGACAAAGGCAGACGACCCCGGGAGCGGUAUCAACACCGGAAACAACGGCGGAGGCGGCGGCACCCCUCCACCUCCACCCCGCCAACCAACAACGACAGGACCAGCGCCCCGCCAAACUCCACCCCCACCGCCAACAUCCCCGAAACCACCACCAAGACUACCGCCAUACCCGUCACAACCACCGACAGCAGCGGCCAGAUCGUGACCACCGUCAUCGAGACCACCAUCACCGAGGCCGCCGGUCCCCUGGAAACUGGAGCCGGCGGCGGCACCGCUGCCGGUUCGGGGAGCGGGAGCGGUGGCAGCGGCAGCGGCAGCGAUAGCGGUGGCAAGAAACUGUCCACCGGCGCCAUUGCCGGAAUCGCCGUCGGCGCCUUGCUUCUCCUCGCUCUCCUCGCCCUCCUCUUCCUCCUCCGCCGCCGCAGGAAGAAUGCCCGCGGUCCCGCCCAGGCCGAUUUCCCCCUCCCAUGCACCGUCGCCUCCUACCGCGGGUCCCGCAACGGCGACCCCCGCCUCUCCCACGCCAGCUACGUCAGCUCUCUCGCUUCCGAUACCCUGCCUCCCGGGAGCCCCGCGCCCUACGCGCGGCACACGCCCCCAGCGAGGCGUACGCCGCCGCCCAUCGCCAUCCGGGCGCUCCCCAUUCGUCUCCGAGAUGGACGCCUCCCCGCUCCGUUUAGGGGAUCGGAAAUGGAUGCGACACCUGCCCCAUUGAGAGUAUCUGAGAUGGAUGCGGCGCCUGCCCCGCUCAGGGUCUCCGAGCUCCCGGCGAAUGGGUCACCCUCGCACACCAGAGGCCCCUGGCACCCGUAG